Molecule: messenger RNA, 1254 nt
Organism: Alternaria rosae
Lineage: Eukaryota; Fungi; Ascomycota; Dothideomycetes; Pleosporales; Pleosporaceae
Product: NRDE protein-domain-containing protein
Exons: 2
Coding region: 84-1043 (319 amino acids)
Biological process (GO): Golgi organization; protein secretion
Cellular component (GO): Golgi apparatus
Source: RefSeq, a predicted model, not a curated record
CCCGAAACUUCAACGCCACCGAACACAGCAUUGUCACACUUCAACUCACAAACCCCUCUUGCAGCCAGAACACAUCCAUCAACAUGUGUAUCGCUAUACUUACAACUGCGCAUCCAGACUACCCAUUCAUCCUGCUCAACAACCGAGACGAAUAUCUUCACCGUCCAACGGCAGAAGCAACAUGGUGGCCAUCUCCAGAUUCCCAAGUCCUAGGCGGCUACGAUCUACACCGCCCUGCUCAUGGCACCUGGCUAGGUGUGACUCGCCAAGGCCGAAUCGCAGUAUUGACCAACUACCGUGAGGAAGAUCAGACCAUCGUUGAGGGAGCACGAAGCAGAGGGCUGAUUCCAAACGCUUGGUUGAAAAUCGACCCAAAGAAAGACGAGAGUACGGAGGAUUUUGCGAGGCGAAUGAUUGAAGAAGAUGGUGUUGAGGGCGUAGGUGGAUUCUCUCUAUGCUACGGGUUCAUUCAGGAUGUCAUCAAAGAAGAAGGAAAAGGUCUAGCAAUUGUCAGCAACCGCACUCCAGACGUACACGGCGUGGUCCAUCUCCUGCAGCAGCAAAACGAGACCCGAGCUCUCAGCAACGCCGCCUACAGCGACCGCAGCUGGCCCAAAGUAACGAACGGAGAAACCUGGACGCGCACCGCUAUCGCUGAAUCCGUCGCUGCAAACGAAUCCCGCGAUCAACUUAUCAAUCGUCUCCUUGAUAUCCUGACCACUGACACCAUGCCUCGGCAGAAAGAGAAUGAGGAGUGGGACAUGUAUCUCAACCAGCUACGUCACAGCAUCUUCAUACCGGCCAUCGGACGAGGCCAUCUUGAAGAGCACAAGAUGCCUGCGCAUGAGAUUGGCGACUUGGUCAAGGCGAAAGCGGUGGAUGCUACGAGUGGGUGCUAUGGUACGCAGAAGAACAUCGUAGUGUUAUGUGACAAGGAUGGCAAGGUGACGUAUUUCGAGAGGACACUGUAUGACGGCGACGCGAAACCCAUUGAGAAGGGCAAGGGUGACAGGGUGUUUGAUUUCACGAUCGAGGGGUGGUAAGACGAUAACGAUGACAACUCGUCGGUGCUAGGGUCUUCGUUCCAUUCACUUCCAUCUCAACUUCAAUCAUCAACAUGUCAUGUCCACAUUCUGUUCUUUUCCACGUUCUUCCGGUUAGAGCAGUCGAAGCCGCCAGUAUAUCUUGACUCCAAGAGCUCGGAUUAUCUGUUGCCAACGCGUCAGUGAAGCCCGUCCAUUUUGGUCGCUCCGU